This is a messenger RNA of Zingiber officinale, 891 nucleotides long. RefSeq lists its product as uncharacterized. The coding region runs from base 1 to 891 and encodes 296 amino acids. NCBI's taxonomy places the organism in Eukaryota, Viridiplantae, Streptophyta, Magnoliopsida, Zingiberales, Zingiberaceae. The record is from RefSeq and is a predicted model, not a curated record. The transcript is spliced from 2 exons.
AUGCGUGGUGCGUGGAAUGGACUCCAGACAUUAUUUCUCAGAGAUUGUCCUUAUGCAUACUAUGUUCACUGUUUUGCUCAUCGACUACAAUUAACAUUGGUUUAUGCCGCUAAGGAUGUCAGUGUUAUUUGGGAAUUCUUUUCUCAUUUGGACAAUAUUGUCAAUAUUGUUACUUCUUCUACUAAGCGCAUUGCUGAGUUACAUACUGCACAAAGAAAUGAAAUUGAACAUAUGUUGGCAAUUGGAGAACGUGAUUCUGGAAGUGGGGCCAAUCAGAUUGGUAAUUUGCAACGGGCAGGAGCUACUCGUUGGAGUUCUCACUAUGACUCAGUAAAAAGCUUGAUAGGUAUGUGCGCUGCAACUUGCAAAGUUUUUGAAGUUCUUAGUGACUAUUCUCCAAAUGGAAGAACUAAGGCUGAAGUUCGGGGAAUUUACAGAAACAUGGCAAGCUUUGAAUUUGUGUUCAUUUUGCACUUGAUGCAUAAAAUUAUGAGAACAAUAGAUACUCUUUGUCAAAUUCUUCAAAGAAAAUCUCAAGACAUUUUGACUGCUAUUACAUUUGUCUCUACUACCAAAACCAUUCUUCAAGAACUUAGAGAAUCAAUAGAUUUCAUUUUGAUGGAGUUAAAUACUCGGUUCAAUGAGUCAUCAGUGGAACUUCUUUCUCUUAGUACAGCUUUAGAUCCGAAAAAUUCAUUUGAUUCAAUUAACAGUGAUGAUAUUUGCAAACUUGCAAAGAAGUUUUAUCCUGAAGAUUUCACAAAUCAAGACAUCGUUGCUUUGGAAUAUGAAUUGAUACAUUAUAAACUUGAUGUGAUGCAAAAUUUGAAGGCUUCUACACUUGUUGAGUUAUGUCAGCAAUUGACUGAGAGUGGGCGGUCAAAGGUUUAG